CAUAUGUACAUAUCUUGCGGUGUGCUUGGAUGACGGUGAAUCACUGUCGAGGCUGCCUGUCGUUUGCUUCAUAUAUAGACAGACGCUUAUAUCCAUCCACAGCUGUAUGUGGUGGUUCCACAUUGGAAUGCAUAUGUAUAUUGAUUGAGCAAGCCGGCUUAUGACGAUCGUCAUGACGAGACAUGUUUCCACCCCCCAAACGCGAAGGCUGCCCCGGUGAAGUCCCAAGCAAGAGCCGGACAAAGGCGGCCACUGCAUUGUUUCCUCGGUGGUUGCUCCCGUGGUGGUGGUGCCCGACGCAUCGCUCAUUCACCGCCGACAGCAGAGUAGCCCAAACGGGCACUAGCGCCGUGGCCCGCGCACCUGCCAGAAAUCUUUCUCUGGCGUUCGUUAUAAACCCCAACCCUCUCCUUCGCAUUGUCUCCCUCAAACGUUUGACACAUACACACCCCACCCCCAACAGCUCUUCUCUCCUCGGUCUCCUCGCGGACCUUCCAGAACAGAAAAGCCACAAAAAAAAUACAGAAAAUCUCAAAAAAUUCCGUCUUGACGACCCUCGCCAACCCGCUCGUCUCACACGCAGUCGCUUGACAGCCUCCCUCGACCGCUUCCCUCCUUCGACUUUUGCACUGCCCGCAGAAGUUUCUCCCUGCCCCUCUCUCUCCCCACCCGUUCGCUUUCUCGGACAGUUUAACUACUGCAUACUUCACCUGUUAUCGCUGUCGCAGCUUUCAGCAGCCAAAAGGUGCGCCCUCAAAACUUUUUUUUUUCUGCCGCUCACCACCACUGCCCCCCAAGCGAGCGCGCCUGCUCCACGCAACCCUGCACCUGCCCACAAAAUUUUGACUUGCUCGCUCACACCCGCGCUAGAUAAACAAGAUGUCUUCUGAGGUCGCCAACUCUACUUCGCCCGUCCAGGACGGUGCUGCCGACUCCUCCAACGGCACCACCCUCAACACCAACGUCCCUGCUGCCCAGGCCGAGGGCGCCACUCCCACCUCUGCUACCCCCGCCCACCCCAACUCGGCCUCUCUCUAUGUCGGCGAGUUGGACUUCUCUGUCACCGAGGCCAUGCUCUUCGACCUCUUCUCCUCCAUUGGCCAGGUCGCCUCCAUCCGUGUCUGCCGCGACGCCGUCACCCGUCGCUCGCUCGGUUACGCUUAUGUUAACUACAACAGCUCGGAGGAUGGCGAGAAGGCGCUUGAGGAGCUCAACUACACCGUCAUCAAGGGCAAGCCUUGCCGCAUCAUGUGGUCCCAGCGUGACCCCGCCCUGCGCAAGACUGGCCAGGGUAACGUCUUCAUCAAGAACCUCGACCACGCCAUUGACAACAAGGCUCUGCACGAUACCUUUGCUGCUUUCGGUAACAUCUUGAGCUGCAAGGUCGCGCAGGACGAGAUGGGUAACUCAAAGGGCUACGGCUUCGUUCACUACGAGACUGCCGAGGCUGCCAACAACGCCAUCAAGCACGUCAACGGUAUGUUGUUGAACGAGAAGAAGGUCUUCGUCGGUCACCACAUCCCCAAGAAGGAGCGCAUGUCCAAGUUCGAGGAGAUGAAGGCCAACUUCACCAACAUCUACGUCAAGAACAUUGACCUCGAGGUUAGCGACGAGGAGUUCCGCGAACUUUUCGAGAAGCACGGCGAGAUCACCUCCGCCUCUGUCGCCCGUGAUGACCAGGGCAAGAGCCGUGGCUUCGGCUUCGUCAACUACGUCAAGCACGAGGCCGCUGCUGUUGCCGUUGAUACCCUCAACGAGACCGAGUUCCGUGGCCAGAAGCUCUACGUUGGCCGUGCCCAGAAGAAGCACGAGCGCGAGGAGGAGCUCCGCAAGCAGUACGAGGCUGCUCGUCUUGAGAAGCAGUCCAAGUACCAGGGCGUCAACCUCUACAUCAAGAACCUUGAUGAUGAUAUCGACGAUGACAAGCUUCGUGAGAUGUUCGCCCCUUGCGGUACCAUCACCUCUGCCAAGGUUAUGCGUGAUACUCUCCCUGCCGAUGGCGCCGAGGCUUCUUCAGACGAAAAGGAGGCCAAGAAGGAGGACAGCGAAGAGAAGAAGGAGGGCGAGGACGAGAAGGAGAAGGAGGCAUCUGGUGAGGGCGAGAAGGAUGACAAGGAGAAGGAGAAGGUCACCAUCAAGGGCGAGAAGAAAAUCCUUGGCAAGAGCAAGGGUUUCGGCUUCGUCUGCUUCAGCAACCCUGACGAGGCUACCAAGGCCGUCACCGAGAUGAACCAGAAGAUGAUCAACGGCAAGCCUCUUUACGUUGCCCUCGCUCAGCGCAAGGAUGUGCGCAAGAACCAGCUCGAAGCCACCAUCCAGGCUCGCAACCAGCUUCGCAUGCAGCAACAGCAGCAGCAGCAGUUCGGUGCCAUGCCUCCCAUGUUCAUGGCUCCUGGUCAGCAGCCUAUGAUGUACCCACAGGGUGGCCGUGGACAGGUACCUUUCCCUGGCGCCCCUGGACAGCAAGGUGGUCGUGGUGCUUUCCCAGGCGCUAUUCCUGGUCAGCAAGGCGGUCGUGGAGGAGCACCCAACCAGCAGAUUCCUCCCAUGUUCAUGCCUCCCGGCAUGGCCCCUGGUGCUUACCCACCUCAGUUCAUGAACCAGCAGUACAUGCAACUUGCUCAGGCUGCCCAGCAGGCUAUGGGUGGUCGUGGCGCUGGCCGUGGCGGACCCGUUCCCGCCGGUAUGCCUGGUAUGCCCCCAAUGGGAGGUGCCCCGGGAGUCCGUGGCGGACAGUCUUUCCCUCAGCAAGGCGGCCGUGGCGCCCCACCUCAGGGUCGUCCUGGCCAACCUCCCAUGCCCGGCUUCCCUCAAGGAGGUCGCGGCGCUCCCGCUGCUGGCGUCGACAUGAACGCCCUCGGUGCCGCUCCUGCUGGUCAGCAGAAGCAGAUGCUCGGCGAGGCUCUCUACCCCAAGAUUCACGAGAUGCAACCCGAGCUCGCUGGCAAGAUCACCGGUAUGCUUUUGGAGAUGGACAAUGCUGAGUUGAUCAACCUCACCGGCGACGACAACGCGCUCCGCCUCAAGGUUGACGAAGCCAUGAAUGUUUAUGACGAAUACGUCAAGAACAAAGAUGGUGAGACCGAAAAAGAAGCCCCUAAGGAAGAGUCCAAGGAAGACAAGGCCUAA
Messenger RNA from Periconia digitata, 3129 nucleotides. The record is from the annotation of a GenBank genome assembly. NCBI's taxonomy places the organism in Eukaryota, Fungi, Ascomycota, Dothideomycetes, Pleosporales, Periconiaceae.